AUGGAGCCACAGAGGUGCCGUCGGCCACUUCUAGGCCAGGGUUAUCUGCCGAGCACAAUUUGGGUUGUACGUCAUGCGGAACGUGAAGAUAACGUGAACAAGACGUGGCGUCAAUCGUCGUACGUUCGCCGUGGCCUGGCAAAAGAUAACUCACCGCUGUCAAUGCGAGGACGACGUGCGUUUCUUGACGUAAUUUUUGCGUGA
This is a messenger RNA of Anisakis simplex (herring worm), 204 nucleotides long. NCBI's taxonomy places the organism in Eukaryota, Metazoa, Nematoda, Chromadorea, Rhabditida, Anisakidae. The record is from the annotation of a GenBank genome assembly.